This is a messenger RNA of Chelonoidis abingdonii (Abingdon island giant tortoise), 1942 nucleotides long. The record is from RefSeq and is a predicted model, not a curated record. Lineage: Eukaryota; Metazoa; Chordata; Testudines; Testudinidae.
GGGAUGGCAGGUUCAGGCCCCCCAAAAGAUCCUGGGGGGGCUAUGACUCUUCCUGUCCAAGCAGGAAGGGCUUAAAAGAAGAAAGUUACCUCUGUCCCCCUCCCCUGCCUUGGUCGGUGGGUGAAUCAAGGAGGGCAGCUGCUCCCCCCCCGCCCCCCCCAACUGCCCCGAGAUGUUUCUGGGCCCGACACAAAUAAACCAGGAGGGAAAUGGAACAGGUGGUGUCAGGUGGGGUGUGGGGCAGGGAGGGUCUGUGCGGGAGGGGGGACCCACAGGGACCCCCCUGCUGAGCCCUGCCGGUGCCCCUCACUCCCGACCCGCAGCCCCCGCCAGCCCGGCUCUGUGUCAGUCUCCCACGCUGGAGAAAGCAGAUUCGGGGGCGGGGGGAGGGGCUGCUCUAGAGUCACCAUCUGCCCCCCAUCUUGGUGGCAGGUGACGUCUCUAGGGGGGGCCCGAUCCCGCUACCCGAGCCAUGGGGGGGGUGUCUCUCUCUGGCGUCCAGCCCCCACCUCCCAGCCACUUGUGGAGCGGGGGGACAGGCUGGCGGGGGGGCUGCAGCACACAAGGGGUUAAGGAUGCUCCACUUCCUUCCCCCGCCCCCCCGCGCAGGAUUGGGCCGGACGCGGGGGGCGGGGCUAGGCGCAUCCGCAGCUUGGGGCGCUGGGACCCGCAGCUGAGCGCCCGGAGGGGGCGAAGGAUCCUGCCCGGCUCGGAUCGGGCCCCCCGCGCAGCCGGGAUGAGCGCGCUGGGCAGGGCGCGCAAGGAGCGCUGGCCGCAGGCUGAAUAUGAGGCGCAGGCGAAAGAGCUGCGUGGCCAACUGGGGGAGCAGCAGCGGGGGCGGGAGGCCCAGGCCGAGGUCCGGCUGCAGCUGCUCCAGGACAUGGGCGACUUCCUGCGGCGAAAGGCUGAGCUGGAGCAGGAAUAUUCCCGCGGGUUGGAGAAGCUGUCAGAGAGAUUCACUGCCCGGCUGCGCGGGGCCAAGGAACACCCCAGAGCCGAGACCUCGACAGCAGAUGCAGGACGAGCUGCUGACGAUAACCUACCAGACGCACCACCGCGGAGAGCCAGAGCGCGGAGAACAAACUGCGGUGAUGCCGAGCGGCAGGAGGAAAAGAGGGGAGCCGGCAGCCCCCCGAGCCGGGUGGGAGCUGGACAGGACAAGGAGUGUGCGACGCGCCUCCCUUUCGCAAGGGGGGAGCGGCUGGUGGAGAAGCGCCAGGCCCGGUUCCUGGCCGCACAGUUGAAGUGCACACGCCCGAACGAUUAUCUAGCAUGAGGCCACCAAUCGUUGUCAGCAACUACUACCAUGCGGACGUCUCCGACUAUCUCUCACUACUGCUCGGACCUUGGAUUCCAUCUGUCCCUGGGCCGCCUGUUGCGGACGUACCUGGCGGCCGAGGGCCGGGCCCAGAGCUCCUGGCAGGAGGGGCUGGGAGCGCUGGAGGGGGCCGUGCUUGCCCUGGACCCCCCUGGGGACAAGGCCCGGCUGAUGGAGGCCAACCCGGCCGCAUACUGCCCCCCCCCGCGCUUCGAGUACCACCCCCAUGAGGGCGACGAGGUGGCAGAGGUCCAGGCCGUGGGGUCCCUGCGCCCGGAGCUGCUGCUGCAGUGGCAGGACAUCGAGUCGCGGCUGAAGGACCUGAGCCUGGAGACCGAGGAGGUGAACAAGACGCUGCAGGCGACGCUGAGCAGCUUCCGGGAGCUGCUGGGGGCCGAGGAGCCCGAGGAGCUGGAGGCCUUCGGGGGCCUGGGCUCGUCCGAGUCACUGCGGGGGGCCGGCGCCGAGGGGCGCGGUGGGGCCAAGAGACGGGCCCAGCACCUGGAGACAGAGACCUUCUACCUCACGCCCCACAGCACCCUGCAGCAUCGACCCGCAGCCCCCGCCCACCCCACGGUGCCCCGCAGCCGCGACCUGCGGCCCCACAGCACCCUGCGGCACUGA